ACAAGAAGAGUGGAGAAUCGAUUUUUGUGCUCCUGAAUUUGCAAAAAUACUCAGAAAAAUCAAUUCUUGUGCCCCAAAGUACCCUAAAAAGGCUCCAAGGAGGUGCAGGAAUAAUCCUUCCGGUGAUUGUGAGUGUUGGAUUCAGAGCUGGACGAGAAGGGCAGCAGGAAAAGGCUGCUGUGUUAGACCAUCAUCCUGUACCCCCCGGAAAAAGUUGCAAUUCCUUCGCUACCACAGAAUAUUGACAUCCCCAUGUCCGUGGAUGUGUGCGUGAGCCCCCCGCCGGGCGCAACGGACUUUGUGGACAUGAACGACCGGCUGCGCUUCCACACACGCUGUGGGAGUCUCGUGAAGCUCAGCUCCAACUCCCGCACAGCUGAGCGCCGUCGUCCACUGGAUGAGUUCAACAAUGGGGUGGUCAUGACGCACCGGCCACUGCGGGAUAAUGAGCUCUUUGAGAUUCGCAUCGAUAAGCUCGUGGACAAGUGGUCCGGGUCCAUUGAAGUUGGUGUGACAACACACAAUCCCGCAGCACUGCACUUCCCCGCAACGAUGACCAACAUGCGCAGUGGUACCAUCAUGAUGUCCGGCUGUGGGAUCCUCACCAAUGGCAAAGGCACCCGCAGGGAGUAUGGAGAAUUCAACCUCGACGAGCUCCGGGAGGGUGAUCGGGUGGGGAUGAUGCGCAAAUCCAAUGGGAAUCUCCACUACUUCAUUAAUGGGCGCGAUCAGGGAUGUGCUGCCACGAAGGUGGCUCAAAUUCUCUGGGGUGUCAUCGAUCUCUACGGGAUGACCAUCAAGGUGACCAUUGUGGAUCGUGAUGAGCGUGAGCAGCAGAAUCUCGUGACACGCCGGAACAAUAUUGCAGCGCAAAAUUCCAAUGCGGCCGCAGCUGGGAAUGUCACGCACGAAACUAUCUCGAAUCUCACUGAGACUCCUGUCGUGACGGCGCUGGAUCUUGAAUCUCUACCCUCGGAUAGGUUGACCUUCCAUCCAAUUUGCGGAUCUCACGCAACAGUCACGCACAGUGGACGUACCGCGUUGCGUCCCAAUGCCUCUGAUGACUUCAACAAUGGGGUUGUCCUCACCAGGCGACCACUGCGCCCCAAUGAGCUCUUCCAGGUUCGCCUUGAGCGUGUUGUGAGCAAAUGGGCGGGUUCAAUUGAAAUGGGUGUCACCACGCACAUCCCCACGGAGCUGGAGUUUCCCUUCACAAUGACAAAUGUACGUUCGGGCACGUGGAUGAUGACGGGGAAUGGGGUAAUGCAAAAUGGGACGACGGUGAUUGAGCAGUAUGGGCAGAAUUUGGAUCGUCUGCAGGUGGGCGAUCGCGUGGGUGUUGUCCGGAAGGAUGAUGGUGUGUUGCAUUUCUAUGUGAACGGAAUGGAUCAGGGGCCAGCGGCAACGGGUGUUCCGGAGAAGGUUUAUGGGGUGAUUGAUCUGUAUGGGCAGGCGGCACAGGCUAGUAUUUGUCCGACCAUCAUCCUGUACCCCCCGGAAAAAGUUGCAAUUCCUUCGCUACCACAGAAUAUUGACAUCCCCAUGUCCGUGGAUGUGUGCGUGAGCCCCCCGCCGGGCGCAACGGACUUUGUGGACAUGAACGACCGGCUGCGCUUCCACACACGCUGUGGGAGUCUCGUGAAGCUCAGCUCCAACUCCCGCACAGCUGAGCGCCGUCGUCCACUGGAUGAGUUCAACAAUGGGGUGGUCAUGACGCACCGGCCACUGCGGGAUAAUGAGCUCUUUGAGAUUCGCAUCGAUAAGCUCGUGGACAAGUGGUCCGGGUCCAUUGAAGUUGGUGUGACAACACACAAUCCCGCAGCACUGCACUUCCCCGCAACGAUGACCAACAUGCGCAGUGGUACCAUCAUGAUGUCCGGCUGUGGGAUCCUCACCAAUGGCAAAGGCACCCGCAGGGAGUAUGGAGAAUUCAACCUCGACGAGCUCCGGGAGGGUGAUCGGGUGGGGAUGAUGCGCAAAUCCAAUGGGAAUCUCCACUACUUCAUUAAUGGGCGCGAUCAGGGAUGUGCUGCCACGAAGGUGGCUCAAAUUCUCUGGGGUGUCAUCGAUCUCUACGGGAUGACCAUCAAGGUGACCAUUGUGGAUCGUGAUGAGCGUGAGCAGCAGAAUCUCGUGACACGCCGGAACAAUAUUGCAGCGCAAAAUUCCAAUGCGGCCGCAGCUGGGAAUGUCACGCACGAAACUAUCUCGAAUCUCACUGAGACUCCUGUCGUGACGGCGCUGGAUCUUGAAUCUCUACCCUCGGAUAGGUUGACCUUCCAUCCAAUUUGCGGAUCUCACGCAACAGUCACGCACAGUGGACGUACCGCGUUGCGUCCCAAUGCCUCUGAUGACUUCAACAAUGGGGUUGUCCUCACCAGGCGACCACUGCGCCCCAAUGAGCUCUUCCAGGUUCGCCUUGAGCGUGUUGUGAGCAAAUGGGCGGGUUCAAUUGAAAUGGGUGUCACCACGCACAUCCCCACGGAGCUGGAGUUUCCCUUCACAAUGACAAAUGUACGUUCGGGCACGUGGAUGAUGACGGGGAAUGGGGUAAUGCAAAAUGGGACGACGGUGAUUGAGCAGUAUGGGCAGAAUUUGGAUCGUCUGCAGGUGGGCGAUCGCGUGGGUGUUGUCCGGAAGGAUGAUGGUGUGUUGCAUUUCUAUGUGAACGGAAUGGAUCAGGGGCCAGCGGCAACGGGUGUUCCGGAGAAGGUUUAUGGGGUGAUUGAUCUGUAUGGGCAGGCGGCACAGGCUAGUAUUGUCGAUACGUCGGAAUGCGGGAGUCCCGAUACGGGGAAUUCAACCAUUUCCAAUACAACACUGUACAGCAGUGAGCCACGAUUGCGCUUCCAUCAGGUGCACGGGAGGAAUGCAAGGAUAUCCAAUGGGGGCUUCACGGCGAGCCGGCCAAAGGCACUGGCGGAGUUUAAUGGGUCAAUUGUGUUCAGUAAUCGUCCACUGAGGCAGAGGGAGUUGUUUGAGGUGGUGCUGGAGAAUAUGAUUGAUCACUGGACGGGAAGUAUUGAGAUUGGUGUGACGGGAGCACGUCCCGAUGAGGUGAUCCUCCCGAGUACGGCAACAGAUCUCAGUAAUGAUACGCUUAUGCUGUCGGGGAGUUCAUUGAUCUACAAUGGGGCGAUUGUACGUAAUGGUUUGAUUCCCUUUGAUUUGGAUACUUUGGGGACGGGAGCGAAGAUUGGGGUGAUGCGCAAUGGGGAUUCAAUUCACUUUGUCAUCGAUGGGGUGGAUCAGGGUCCGGCGUAUGAGUUGCGUACCCCAAAUUUAUAUGCUGUGAUCGAUUUGUACGGGCAGUGCGCUCAGGUAAGCAUUGUUGCACCACAACUGGACAUUAGGGCGCCGUAUGCAACAAGUGAGAAUUCCCAGAGCCUCCAGGCUACGUCAGUUAUUCAGCCGGCACUUGAGGCAAAGCAUCGAUGGUCGUGUAUUUCCGGGAAUAUUUCUCUCUCGCAGAAUUGGACAAUGGUCAAUCGUUGUGUCAAUUCAGCGGCUGCUCUUAGCCAUGGGUUAGCCUUCUCGGAGCAUCCGCUCGUUGUGGGUGAGCAGUUUGAGAUAAAAAUCACAGAGAUUAAUCAAAUGUACGCGGGAUGCUUGAAAUUCGGCGUGGAUCUCACACCAGCACGUACCCUUCAUAUCCUCCUUAAUUCCGAAGAUAUGAAUAUCACCUUCCACGGGGUUUCGGCUGAUGUUUAUGCCGUUGUGGAGUUGAUUGGGUCAACGAUGGCAGCUCAGGUGAUUUCUCGUUCUCAAGGAGCUGCUUCCCCGCUGCGUCCGUGCAGCUUACGCCUGCAGGAUUCGCUGGAAUUUGGUGUUGAUCCCCUCAAUAAGCAAGAUUCAAUGCUGGAGUCACUCGAUUCGGAUCUUCUGGCGUUUGAAUUUAGCGAUAUUCACGGGAAGAAUGUUCAAUUGUCUGAGGAUCGGAAGGUAGCCUGGCGCACGCAGGGCUACAACAAUGGUGUGGUCUUCGUGACAAAGCCCCUGUGCAAGGGGCAAAGUAUUAGCAUACGCAUUGAUGAGAUUACGCCCAAUUGGAAGGGAACAAUCGUCGUGGGAGUUGUUGGCACGUACCCCACAAUGAAUCAUCUUCAAUUUCCCGCAAGUGCAAUCAACAUGCGACGUCCCUGUUGGGUCUUUGCUGAGGACUACAUAAAUAUCAAUGAGAAUCGUGUGCAAUCCACGUAUGCAGCUGCCCUGGAUGACAUCCAGAAGGGAACAAUUAUAACGCUUCUAAAUCACGCGGGGAGUCUCAUUUUGAUGAUUAAUUCAACAACGCUGGAAGAAUUGGCAACGGGCUUGCCCCAUCAUGUCUAUCCAAUGUUUGAUAUUUAUGGGAAAUGCGAGAAAAUCUCCCUGGUCAGUUCGGAUGUCCUCCGGAAUGGGAGUCCCUUCAAUGAGGAGGCUUCCCUGCAGAAUACCCUGGAGGCAACGGGUCCGGAAUCUGAAUCAAAUGUCCCACAAUGCGAGAAAGCCGAUCUGGAGGUGCAUGAGAAGGAGACAGAGACAUCCCUGCCACCACUAUGUACACCCGGAACAUCCUCAAUGACACGUUCAGUCAUGGAGAGUGUCUCGGAGAAUCUUCUCAUGAAUAUCUCAAUUAAGAAUCGCUCAAUGGAAGCUAGGAAUGAGCUAUCAAACUCCUGCUGUCUCCGGGAAUCUCUUCAGCUGCAACAUUCGACAAAUCUCAACAUUCAGCGGAGUCAGAGUACGCAGAGAUUCAAUAAUCAAGAUGACGCGAGAACGUACGUGGAAACACCGGAAGCAGCUGUAGCAUCGGAAAUUAAUAAUGAUUCAAAUUACCUCGAAGUGGAGGUUGAGGAAAAUCGCACAGAGGACGAAGCAGCUGAGGCUAAUGGGCAGAUGGAGGAUGGAGGAGCAGUAGGAGGUGAUCUGGGGCAUGUGGACUUUGAUAGUUUACCAACAACGGAUAAUCGUGAUUGUGAAUAUCGAAAGGUGGUGAGUGAUUUCAAGAAGACUCUCGUCCUUCCGGAUGCAUUCUUCAGCUAUGACUACCCAACGUGCUACUGCCUCGAAUGUGCUGUGAAUCAGAGGGCACUCCUCAUCUCCGGAUGGGUGAGAUUCAAGCUGAAUCAGGAGACGUGCAACUCAGGUGGUUUGAGCACAGAAUGCACAGACUGGACAACAGCUUUCUACCUCAGUCGUGUGGAUAGAAUUCGACCGAUUCUCGAUCGUGGGCAGCUUCUCCCAUUAGAUUCCAAUGAAGUCACAUCGUUGCAAUCACAGAAAGAUGAUUCAGCACCGGGGAAGCAUAUUUUACUGAGCCUCUCACCAAAUAUUCAUCCCAUGUUUGCCAAACACACAUUUUCAAUUGGAAAUUCACGUGUUGCAACGAGCUUUGAGGUGAGAGUUCGGACACAGAGUCUCUGUGGGUACAAGGAGGAAGAUGAUGAUGCGUCAGCAACGCCAGAGGAUGAGGAAAAACCUCCGGGGGAUCGAUCGUAUCAGCUGUGGACAACCAAAGAGGCAGGAGCUUGUAUUAUAACGGCUCUCUUGUUAAAAAUUGAAACAACUCCUUUUGGUUAAAGAGUAUAACAAAAGGCAGGAAGUUUCUUAUUUAUUAUUUUAAGUUCGUGAUCUCAAAAGUAAAGGAAAUGAAGCUUCAAUUUAAUCGA
Molecule: messenger RNA, 5648 nt
Organism: Lutzomyia longipalpis
Lineage: Eukaryota; Metazoa; Arthropoda; Insecta; Diptera; Psychodidae
Gene: Neurl4
Product: neuralized-like protein 4
Molecular function (GO): ubiquitin protein ligase activity
Source: RefSeq, a predicted model, not a curated record